CAUCGACUGGCAUUUGCCGUAAUUGGGACAAGCGGCUGCUUUGUCGUAUGAACAUACACCUCGGGUGCCGUCGUGGCUCAUCGCUGCUGGCGACCAUUGGAAAGCGUCAUGCUGAGUUACAUGUCCAGCACCGGACGCGGAGACUUGAAGAUGAUUCAGUGGCCACGCGACAUAAUCAUCAAGUGUUCAACAAAAUAUUUCAUUCGCGAAAUCAUAAGGCAUUGAGUCUUGAGGAACAGAGAGCAAUGAUCGGUCAAUAUUUCGCUGCGGCCAUUUCUGUCUUCCCCGAAUCACAACCCGCGUGCGAUGGCGUGCAGCCACGUUCACACCACACAGUACACGAACGAGGCUCUUGAGACGAUCCGGAACCGUCCAAUGAAAUGGAAUGUCACUCGAUGCAAAGAAGAGCUUCGUCCAGGAAAACGUAUCAAAGGUGUGGUCACAGCCCAGACCUACACGCUUGCCACUGCUCUUCGUUAGACGCGGCCAACACCACAUGCACAAUGUCAGCUUCCAUAAUGGUCAAGUCUGUCUCCUGGGACCAUCCGGACGCGGUACGCCUUCGCGAUGCACAGCAAAUAGAAAUCGGCGAUGUCAAGCCGCCCCUGGUCGGAGCUCCAUCCACAGCUGCGAAUGUGCCGGUGUUUGUGGUUGCGUACAAGGGCGACGAAGCCGUGGGGUGCGGAGGCCUCAGAUUGCUCACUGAGGAGGGCCUAGAGGGCCACGCGGACAUCAAGCGCAUGUACGUUGUGCCUUCGGUGCGUGGCGCGGGAGGAUCGGUGGCAAGAAUGAUCUUGGAAGCAAUGGAGCAGGCGGCGCGAGAGAAGGGAUGGGUGGCGCUUCGAGCGGGGACGAGCAAAUCGAUGGUCCACGCAAGAGCAUUCUAUGAGCGGUUCGGCUAUGAACGGUGGGGGGAGACGCAGCACGAGGUCAUCAGUGUGAAGCGUCUAUAGGGCCGAUGCGCGUCGCUGGACGGGCGAGGCAGACGGCGGGAUUCCGGCAGAUGGAGCGUGCGAAAUGCACAUAGUGUUAGAUGGAUCCGGCUCUCAGAUGCGGUGCGGCGAUUGUAGGCCGAGCCUCAUCGGCGCGCCUCGACGCGUAC
Neohortaea acidophila is the source of this 1102-nucleotide messenger RNA. Its product is annotated as acyl-CoA N-acyltransferase. The record is from RefSeq and is a predicted model, not a curated record. The transcript has 2 exons. Gene Ontology annotation, molecular function: acyltransferase activity, transferring groups other than amino-acyl groups. NCBI's taxonomy places the organism in Eukaryota, Fungi, Ascomycota, Dothideomycetes, Mycosphaerellales, Teratosphaeriaceae. Bases 381 to 953 code for a protein of 190 amino acids.